AUGGCUCAUCAUCUAGUCAACAAUUUCAGGAUAAGGCAGGAGGCGCAUCGCGUGGGCCGCGACAGCAACUCGAUCAUGAACCCCUGGCGAAACAAGAAUCAGAGAAGCUCGACUUGGGACGUGCCCGAGUCACAACGCUACUCUCAGCCGCCGAUGGGGCAGGAAGGACUCGACGAUACAUCGCCCAUCAAACACUCAGUAACGGCGCCAUCACGGGUAUUGAAUGGCUACGACAGUGCAAAUGGAGAGCCGUCUUACCCCCAAAAGAAUAUCGAGAUGCACGAUAUGGAGCCCACCAGCCAGAUGACGGGGCUUACGGGGAAGACGAAUGUGGAAUCGACAGAAGUACCUACGGGUUCCGCACAUCAGCGCAACGGUAGCCUUGGCCUUGUGCGCAGGAGGACAACGAACGCAAACGAUUCGCGGACCGAACUGAACGGCGCAGGACCAAAGGUGGCCGAGAAGGAAAAGGAGAAGAAGGAGAGGACCUUUUUCAAGCACCUCGAGCCCAAGGAGCCGUUCACCGUGGGAAAUCAAAUUCGGCGCACACUUUUGGGCUCGUGGCUCAACAUCCUGCUCGUCGCGGCGCCGGUCGGUAUUGCGAUCAACUACGUCGAGGCGGUACCCCGCGUUGCGGUGUUCGUUGUCAACUUCAUUGCCAUCAUCCCUCUUGCGGCAAUGCUGGGUUUUGCGACGGAGGAAAUUGCUUUGAGGACGGGCGAGGUUAUGGGUGGACUUUUGAAUGCCAGUUUUGGCAAUGCGGUUGAGUUGAUUGUAGCUGUUAUUGCUCUGACGCACAACGAGAUUGUCGUCGUACAGACUUCGCUCAUCGGCAGUAUCUUGUCCAACCUUCUUCUGGUUAUGGGAAUGUGCUUCUUCUGCGGUGGUCUUAACAGACGGGAACAGUUCUUCAACACGACCGUCGCCCAGACAGCGGCGAGCUUACUUGCGCUUGCCGUCGCCAGUGUUAUUGUGCCUACGGUGUUUGACAUGGCUGCCGGUACAAACAACAAGAAGGUGGCGCAACUUUCACGCGGCGUCUCCAUUAUUCUGCUUUUCGUUUACGGUGGUUAUCUUCUAUUCCAACUGAAGACUCACUCCGCCAUCUUCGCCGAAGAGAGUCAGAAGGUUGCGGGCAAGCCAUUCAACUUCCGAGGCGGCAAGGAUCUCAAGGAGGGCGCCAUUGCCCAGGGCUUGGUAGGCCCUGCUGGUAUGGUAGGAGGCCACGCGGUUCCUUCCCACGGCAACAACGAGAGCAUCCGCAACCACUUGGACACCGCGCCUCAUCUGGAGGACGAGGAGGAGGAGGGCGAGGAGCCGCAGCUGCACUUCAUUGUCGCUGUUGCCACCCUAGUCAUCUCCACUGUGAUCAUUGCGUUUUGCGCCGAGUAUAUGGUCGACGGCAUCAGUGCCAUUACCGACGGAGAUAAAGUCAGCAAAGAGUUCGUUGGCCUUAUUCUGUUGCCCAUCGUCGGAAAUGCCGCCGAGCACGCCACUGCUGUCACGGUCGCGAUCAAAGACAAGAUGGAUCUGGCCAUUGGGGUGGCCGUCGGUUCGAGCAUGCAGGUCGCCCUUUUCGUCAUCCCUCUGCUCGUUAUUAUCGGCUGGGGAAUGGGCAUCGAGGAGAUGUCGCUCAGCUUCGACACGUUCCAGGUGGCGGUGCUGUUUGUCUCAGUGCUGUUGGUCAACUACCUCAUUGCAGAUGGAAAAAGCCACUGGCUCGAGGGGAUGCUGCUUAUUUGUCUGUAUCUCAUCGUGGCUGUCUGCGCUUGGUUUUACCCGAAUUCUUGCGAGGGACCUGAUUGUCCCAAGGCGUAG
Messenger RNA from Sordaria macrospora k-hell, 1818 nucleotides. RefSeq lists its product as uncharacterized. The record is from RefSeq and is a predicted model, not a curated record. Gene Ontology annotation, biological process: calcium ion transmembrane transport; intracellular calcium ion homeostasis. NCBI's taxonomy places the organism in Eukaryota, Fungi, Ascomycota, Sordariomycetes, Sordariales, Sordariaceae. Gene Ontology annotation, molecular function: calcium:proton antiporter activity. Gene Ontology annotation, cellular component: membrane.